AUGAAGACGAAGAACCUCCUGGAAUCUGGCAGGCAGCUUAUAAAAAGCUUUAGCGUUCAGAACUGCGGUGCUUUGCUGGACGUGCGGAGCAAAAUAACCCUUAAUAAGAUAGCAGUUUUUGUUACGUUACCCGUUACAAACUCUUUGGAAUUUGUUCGUGGAGCAGAUGCUGAAAAACACGGCAAUGAGAAUGUACCAUUUCGUUUUGUCUUCCAGCAAAUAUUGCGGCAUGCCCGUGGAAAUGCCACAAAGGUGAUAUUUCUUAUUACUGAUGGCUAUUCCAAUGGGGGAGACCCAAGACCCAUUGCAGCAUCCUUGCGUGAAUUUGGAGUGGAGAUCUUCACCUUCGGCAUAUGGCAGGGGAAUAUCCGAGAACUGAAUGACAUGGCUUCCCAUCCAAAAGAAGAUCAUUGUUACCUUCUUCACAGUUUUACUGAGUUUGAAGCUCUGGCACGCAGAGCUCUUCAUGAAGACCUGCCCUCUGGCAGUUACAUCCAAGAAGAUAUAUCCCAUUGUUCAUACCUCUGUGAGGCAAAUGAAAACUGCUGCGACGUCAUGGCAAGUUGUAAAUGUGGCACUCACACUGGCCAGUUUGAGUGCAUCUGUGAAAAAGGGUACUAUGGGAAAGGACUACAGCAUGAAUGCACAGCCUGUCCACCAGGAACAUACAAGCCUGAAGGUUCACCAGGUGGAGUCAGCACUUGCAUCUCAUGUCCCAAUGAAAAUCAUACUUCUCCACCAGGAAGUACCUCCAUUGAGGAUUGUACAUGCCGGGAGGGAUAUCGUGCUGUAGGACAAACCUGUGAAGUUGUGCACUGCCCUGAACUGAAGCCCCCUGAAAAUGGUUACUUUGUCCAGAACGUCUGCAACAAUUACUUUAAUGCUGCCUGUGGAAUGCGAUGUAAAGCAGGAUUUGAUCUCGUGGGAAGCAGCAUCCGGCUUUGUCAACCAAAUGGCCAGUGGUCUGGUUCGGAGGCUACAUGCAGAGUUCGAACAUGUCCCAAGCUUCGGGCUCCUGAAAACGGACGCAUUAAUUGUUCAACAUCUGAUACCUCCUAUAAGACGGUGUGUUUUGUGGCCUGCAAUGAGGGCUAUGAACUAGAAGGAAACACCAAACUGACCUGCCAGGGAAACUCACAGUGGGAUUCAAAGGAGCCUAAGUGCAUGGAAGUGCGUUGCCCCAUCUUCCAGAAACCUGCAGGUGUAACAGUACUCCCUCCAAGCUGUGGGCUGGAGCCAGCUGUUUCUGGGACUGUGUGCCAGUUGAGCUGUCCCCAGGGAUUCAUCUUAUCUGGAGCUAAAGAAGAAAUAAGGUGCAUUUCAUUUGGGAGAUGGAGUGCAAACAUCCAGGAGGCUCUAUGUAAAGAUAUUGAAGCUCCUCGGAUCCGCUGUCCAGAAGAUAUUGAGACUCAGACUCUGGAACAUCAGAAUUCUGCUAAUGUCAGCUGGCAGGUCCCAACAGCCGAAGAUAACUCUGGAGAUGAGGUCUCAGUUCAUGUUACCCCAGCUUUCAUACCACCGUAUCUUCUCCCGAUCGGCGAAGUUGCUAUUACUUACGCAGCGGUUGAUAAGUCAGGCAAUGAGGCAAGCUGUACGUUCAGUGUCAAGGUUAUUGAUACAGAACCUCCUGUAAUUGACAGAUGCAGAUCCCCACCCGCUGUGCAAGCACUGGAGAAGGAGUACCCAGCCACAUGGGAAGAACCUCAGUUUUCAGACAAUUCAGGUGCUGCACUGACUAUUACUAGAAGUCAUGCACCUGGAGAUCUCUUCCCCAAAGGAGAGACAACAGUUCAAUACACAGCUACGGACCCGUCUGGCAAUAAUAGGACAUGUGAGAUCCAUAUUGUCAUCAAAGGUUCCCGUUGUGAAAUCUCCUUUGAGCCUGUGAAUGGUGAUUUUACAUGCACAUCAGACGAAGCAGGUGUUAAUUGCACGUUAAGCUGCGCAGAGGGUUUUAGCUUUUCAGAAGGAUCAAGUGAAAAUUACUAUUGUGCUUAUGAGGAUGGUGUCUGGAAGCCACCUUAUUCUCCAGAGUGGCCCGACUGCUCUUUAAAUCGUUUUGCAAACCAUGGGUUCAAAUCCUUUGAGAUGCUCUAUAAAGCAACACGAUGUGAUGACAACAGUCUUCUAAAUAGUUUUGCUGAUGCCUUCCAGAGUGCGCUUGGUAAAAUGGUCCCAUCAUUCUGUAAUGAUGCUGAUGAUAUUGACUGCAGAUUGGAAGACCAGACACAUAAACAUUGCUUAGAAUAUAAUUACGAUUACGAAAAUGGAUUUGCCAUUGGACCUGCUGGUUGGGGGGCAGCAAACCAGCUGGAUUAUUCCUAUGGUGAUUUCAUUGAUACAGUGCAGGAAGAAGACCUAUCCAAGCAUCUCUCUGCCUCUGUAAAGGCAGCACCUGCUCGGGUCAAAAGACAUAAGAAGCUCAACAUUCCGAUGACUGACCACAAAAUUAAGUUAAUAUUUAACAUCACAGCUAGCGUGCCAUUGCCUGAUGAAAGGAAUGAUACAUUGGAACUGGAAAACCAGCAAAGACUCCUUAAAACUCUAGAGACUAUCACGAACAGGCUGAAUAGGACUCUCAGUAAGGAACCCAUGUAUUCUUUUCAGUUUGCGUCCGAACUCAUUGUAGCUGACAGCAACUCGCUGGAGACCGAGAAGGCUUUUCUUUUCUGCAGGCCUGGCUCCGUGCUGAGGGGAAGAAUGUGUGUCAACUGCCCGCUGGGUACCUAUUACUCUCUGGAGCAUCACGCCUGCGAAAGCUGCUGGACCGGAUCCUACCAAGACGAGGAAGGGCAGCUGGAAUGCAAAAGUUGUCCAUCUGGUAGCUAUACGGAGUACCUACACUCCAGAAGCAUCUCUGAGUGCAAAGCUCAGUGCAAGCAGGGAACCUAUUCACUUAAUGGUCUUGAAACCUGCGAAUCGUGUCCACUUGGCACAUAUCAGCCAGCAUUUGGAUCCAGGAACUGCAUUUCUUGCCCAGAAAAUAUGUCAACAGUAAAAAGAGGCGCUGUGGAUGUCUCAGCCUGUGGAGUGCCAUGUUCUGCAGGAGAGUUCUCUCGUACAGGUUUGAUACCUUGCUACCCCUGUCCCAGAGACUACUAUCAGCCAGACCCAGGGAAGUCCUACUGCUUGUCUUGUCCCUUUUAUGGGACAACAACCAUCACUGGUGCCAGAUCCAUCACAGAUUGUUCAAGUUUCGGCUCUACUUUCUCAGCAGCUGAGGAAAGUGUUAUGAUGGUCCCAGCCUCUCCAGAAAAUAUCAGCAAGCAGUACAAAGUCAGCAGUCAGGUCUUUCACGAGUGUUUCCUGGAACCGUGCCACAACAAUGGGACAUGCAAACAGUUGGGAAGUGGAUAUAUUUGCAUAUGCCCAAUUGGAUAUACAGGUUUGAAGUGCGAAACUGAAAUUGAUGAGUGUAAAUCAUCUCCUUGUCACCACAAUGGGAUGUGUAAGGAUGGCAUUGGGGCCUUUGUUUGCCAUUGUCAACCAGGCUAUUCAGGUCUCUUGUGUGAAGAAGACAUAAAUGAAUGUAGCUCCAGCCCAUGUUUGAAUGGAGCCCAGUGUGUCGAUGACAAGAACAGUUACCACUGCACUUGUGCAGAAGGGUUCACAGGUGCUCGUUGUGAAGUGGAGGUCAAUGAAUGCCUUUCAAACCCGUGCCUUAAUAGGGCUGUUUGUGAGGAUCACAUUGGCAGUUUCUCCUGCAAGUGCCUUCCAGGUUUUACUGGUGUCUUAUGUGAAAGAAACAUCGAUGAGUGUCUCAGCAGACCCUGUAGGAAUGGGGCUACGUGCAGAGAUGGUAUCAACAGCUUCAGGUGUCUGUGUGUGACAGGAUACACAGGACUGAACUGUGAAAUGAACAUCAAUGACUGUGACUCCAGUCCCUGCUUAAACCAAGCCACCUGUGUGGAUGCCUUGAACUCGUACGUUUGUAAAUGUCCCCCUGGCUUUACAGGCAGCAGGUGUGAAACAGAACAGUCCUCUGGUUUCAAUCUUGAUUUUGAAGUCUCUGGUAUCUAUGGAUAUGUCAUGCUUGAUGGUGUUCUCCCAUCUCUUGGUGACAUCACCUGUACGUUCUGGAUGAAAUCCACUGAUACCACAAACUAUGGGACUCCCAUUUCUUAUGCAGUGGAAAAUGGAAGUGAUAAUGCAUUUCUGCUGACAGAUUAUAAUGGCUGGGUUCUUUAUAUAAACGGGAAAGAGAGGAUCACAGACUGUCCUUCAGUGAAUGAUGGUAACUGGCAUCACAUUGCAGUCACGUGGACGUGCACGGAUGGGGCAUGGAAAGUGUACAUUGAUGGAAAGCUGUCUGACGGAGGCAGUGGGCUCUCAGUUGGCUCAAGAAUCCCUGGUGGAGGUGCCCUUGUACUGGGACAAGAACAAGAUCAGAAAGGAGAAGGAUUCAACCCAGCGGAAUCGUUUGUGGGCUCCAUCAGUCAGCUCAACAUUUGGGACCACGUCCUGUCUCCGCAGCAGGUAAAAUCUCUGGCUACAUCCUGUCCAGAAGAACUCCAAAAAGGAAAUGUACUAGCCUGGCCAGAUUUCCUGCCGGGAGUUGUUGGAAGAGUGAAGAUAGAUUACAAGAGUGAAUUUUGUGCUGACUGCCCAGCCUUGCAAGGAUCCAUACCACAUCUGCGGGCCUCUUCGACCGAUUUAAAACCGGGGUCAAAAGUGAGCCUUUCCUGUGACCCAGGUUUCCAGAUAGUGGGCAACUCCGUUCAACACUGCCUUAACCUGGGACAGUGGACCCGACCUCUUCCCCGCUGUGAAAGGAUCAGCUGUGGAGUGCCUCCUCCUUUAGAAAAUGGAUUUUAUUCAGCCGAGGACUUUUUUGCUGGCAGUACUGUUACCUACCAGUGCAAUAAUGGCUACUAUUUGUUGGGGGACUCCAGGAUGUUCUGCACAGACAAUGGGAGCUGGAAUGGCAUUCCACCAUCUUGCCUUGAUGUUGAUGAGUGUGCUGUUGGAUCAGACUGUGAUGAACAUGCAUCUUGUCUUAACACAAAUGGAUCCUAUGUUUGCACUUGCAUCCCUCCACACACAGGAGAUGGUAAAAAAUGUGCAGAACCGGUGAAAUGCUAUAAUCCAGGAAACCCAGAGAAUGGUCACUUAUUUGGGGACGCUUACAGUGUUGGCAGUGAAGUAACUUUUUCCUGUGAAGAAGGAUUUCAGCUGACAGGAAUAACUAAACUUACAUGCCUGGAGUCUGGAGAGUGGAGCCACCCAAUACCAUAUUGUGAAGCUAUAUCCUGUGGUGGUCCAGUUAUUCCAGAGAACAGCGCCAUUUUGGGCUCAAAUUUUACAUACCGCAGUAAGGUGAUAUACAGAUGCAAUGAUGGCUACAACUUAGUGGGAGCAAAGGAAAUUCUGUGCCUUGCUAGUGGCGUUUGGAAUCAUCCUCCCCCCUCCUGUGAAAUAGUAACGUGUCCUAGUCCAGAAGAUGUCAGCAAUGGAAAAUACGUGCUCAGUGGCACAACCUACCUUUCCUAUGCAUCGUAUACCUGUGACAGUGGAUACAGCCUUCAGGGACCCUCUGUACUUGUCUGUGAAUCUUCAGGCAACUGGAACAGCACACCUCCAGCUUGCAGCAUUGUCUCUUGUGGACCCCCUCCUGCCAUCAAAGAUGCAGUCAUCAAUGGAAGUAGCUUCACUUUUGGAAACACAGUCUCUUACAUGUGUAAGGAAGGUUACACAUUAGUUGGCCCUGCAACCAUAGAGUGCUUAGCCAGCGGCGAGUGGAGCAUGAGCCACCAGCAGUGCCUGGCAGUGUCCUGUGAUGAACCACCCCAUGUGGAAAAUGCAUCCCCAGAGAGUGGCCACCGCCUCUUUGGCGAUAUAGCUUAUUACUUCUGCUCAGAUGGCUACAGCCUGGCUGAUAACUCUCAGCUUCUUUGCAAUGCAGAAGGGAAGUGGGUGCCUCCGGAGGGCAGGGAGAUGCCCCACUGCAUAGCUGAUUUCUGUGAAAAGCCAUCCACCGUCUCCUACAGCAUCCUGGAGUCCGUUAGUAAAGCCAGGUUUGCAGCCGGCUCGAUCGUGAGCUUCAAGUGCAUGGAAGGCUUUGUUCUGAACACUUCAGCCAAGAUCGAGUGCCUUCGAGGUGGCCAGUGGAAUCCUUCUCCUUUGAGUAUCCAGUGCAUCCCAGUUCGCUGCGGAGAACCUCCCCACAUUAGCAAUGGCUAUGCCAGUGGGACCAACUACAGCUUCGGAGCAGUGGUGGCUUACAGCUGCAACAAGGGGUACUACAUCAAGGGGGAGAAGAAGCGGACCUGUGAGGCCACUGGCAACUGGAGUGGCAGUUUGCCCACCUGCCACCCAGUGUCCUGUGGAGAACCACCCCAGCUUGAGAAUGGCUUUAUUAAGGAAACAACUGGACGCUUCUUUGAGAAUCAGGUGAAUUAUCAGUGUGAGUCUGGCUACCGGCUGGUUGGGAGCUCGGUAUUUAUUUGCCAAGCCAAUCGACAAUGGUACAGUGAAUCACUUCCGCAGUGUGUUCCCCUCAGCUGUGGAAAACCUCCACCCAUCCAGCAUGGCUAUGCCAAGGGAGAAAGCUUUGAUAUGGGCUCCAAAGUUGAGUUUUUCUGUGAUGAAGGCUAUGAAUUGAUUGGAGAUAUCUCAUGGACAUGUCAGAAGUCUGGGAAAUGGAGCAAAAAGCAAAGCCCAAAGUGUGUGCCAACAAAAUGUCCAGAACCACCCUUGGCAGAAAACCAUCUGGUCCUGAAGGAAGUGACUUACCAAGUUGGUGUUGUCCAGUUCUCCUGCAAGGAGGGUUACGUUUUGCAUGGUUCCUCUGUGCUGAAAUGCUUGCCCUCCCAACAGUGGAAUGAUUCCUUUCCUUUCUGCAAGGUUGUACAGUGUCAUGCACCUCCAUAUAUUCCCUUUGGUGACCCUUUGACUUCAUCCCUUCAUUUUGGUAGCACAGUGAGGUACAUCUGCGUGGACGGGUUUUUACUGAAGGGUGAGUCUACAAUCAGAUGCCAGGCUGACGGGUCGUGGAGUUUGCCUUUGCCAGAAUGUAUUCCUGUGGAGUGCCCCCAGCCAGAAGAAAUUCAGAAUGGCAUUGUCGAUGUGCAGGGCCUCACCUUCCUUAGCACAGCCCUCUAUACAUGCAAGCCAGGGUUUGAACUGAUGGGGAACACCACUAUCCUCUGUGGAGAAGAUGGCCAGUGGCUAGGAGGGAGGCCAGCUUGCAAACCUAUUGAAUGCCCAAGACCUAAGAAGAUUCUCAACGGCAAAUACUCAUACACAAACUUCCAUUAUGGGCAGACUGUAAGAUAUUCCUGCGACAGAGGUUUCCAGCUCCAAGGGGAGGAAACUCUAAGUUGCCUGGAAACAGGACAGUGGAAUACAGAGGUUCCCUCCUGCAAAGCCAUAAAUUGCCAGCCCCCUCAGCCCAUUGAGAAUGGCUUUGUGGAAGGUGCAGAUUACAGCUAUGGAGCCAUGGUUAUUUACAGCUGUGUACCGGGCUUCCAGCUUUCUGGCCUUGCCAUGCAGACGUGUGAAGAAUCAGGCUGGUCUAGCUCCACUCCGACCUGCCUCCCUACAGACUGUGGCCUGCCUCCUCACAUUGACUUUGGGGAGUACGUGCAGGUGAGACAAGGGGAAAGACAUUCUGACCAGGAAAGUGUUACAGAGAGUCCCUCCCUUUCCCACAUAUUGCUAGCUGACAACUUGAAAGAUUUCAAAAGUUCUUCGAAGGGGAACAGUGCAAUGCAUCUGACCAGUUUCUUAUUUGGAACUACCAUUCUGUACACAUGUUACUCUGGUUAUGAGCUGUUGGGAAAUGCUGUUCUAGCUUGCCAAGAAGAUGGGGCCUGGAAUGGCACUGCCCCUGCCUGUGUUUCAAUAGAGUGUACCUUGUUGUCACCUCCAGAGAAUGGCUUUGUGCAUUUUACUGAGAACACGCUCGGUAGUGUGGUGCAGUACUCCUGUAAGCCUGGGUUCACGCUUGUUGGCUCCGACAAACGGCUGUGUUUGCCAGAUCGGCAGUGGAGUAACACUGCUCCAUACUGCAAGCUGAUAAUGUGCAGCUCCCCCACCCAGCUCAUGAAUGGAAACAUAAAAGGGGAAAACUACACAUAUGGGAGUGUUAUCUACUAUGAGUGUGAUCCUGGAUACCAGUUAAAUGGCCCCACACAGAGGAGGUGCCAGGAGAACCAGAAAUGGGAUGGCAGGGAACCGAUUUGUAUUCCUGUUUCCUGCAGCCCACCACCGAUUUUAGAGAAUGGUCAAGUGACUGGAGAGGAAUACACCUUCCAGAGACAUGCAGAGUACAGCUGCAAAGAAGGUUUCCUGUUAGAAGGGGACAGGAGUAGAGUCUGCCUCGCAAACGGAAGCUGGAGUGGAAUCACUCCCGUUUGCAAAGCUGUGAUCUGCCCUGUGCCUCUGCCUCUUCCUAAUGGGAGGAUUAGUGGCUCAGAUUUUGGCUUUAAGAAGGAAGUGCAGUAUCACUGCAGUGAAGGAUAUAGCCUGCAAGGAGCAUCUACGCUUACUUGUCAGAAGGAUGGUACUUGGGAUUCAGAAGCUCCACAUUGUGAUCCAGUCAUUUGUGGACCUCCUGAAGACAUCUCUCAUGGUUUUCUGAAUGGCUCAGGCUUUACCUACGGAGAAUUUGUCCAGUAUGAGUGCUUCCCUGGCUAUGAGCUUCAUGGUAAUCCGUUACGACAGUGUUUGUCCAAUGGCUCCUGGAGUGGAAGCCUUCCGUCUUGCCUCCUCUGUGAGUGCCCUGUGCCACAGAUUCAGAGUGGGAUCGUCCUUGGCAACGAUUUCAGCUGUGGCAAAAGUGCCCGGUUUCAAUGCCUGGAGGGUUUCAAACUGCUAGGGCCUUCUGAAAUCUCCUGUGAGGCAGCAGGCAAGUGGAGUUCUGAGUUUCCUCGUUGUAGACAGAUUUCCUGUGGGUCCCCACCCGACAUCCCCAACACAUUUAUCAACGGGAGCAGCUCUGCAGACGAGAACACCAUCGUCUAUAACUGCAUGACAGGUUUUGUCAUGCAGGGAAGUCCAGAGCUGACUUGUGCCGAGACAGGCGUCUGGAAGAAGCCGUACCCAAGCUGUGAGCUGCUAAGCUGUGGCCCGCCACCUUAUGUCCCAAAUGCAGAAGUUAUUGGGAAUACUCACACCUAUGGGAGCAAGGUCCAGUACAGAUGCCUGGAAGGUUACACAAUGGUGACAGAGGUGGAUGUAUGCACUUGUCAGGAAGACGGACAGUGGUCUCCUCAAAGUAUUUCCUGUUGUCCCAGAAAGUGUCCACUCCCAGCAAAUAUCACCCGUGUGAUCGUACUUGAGGACAACUUCACUGUGAAUACUAACAUCAGUCUGUCAUGUGUAGAAGGCUAUACUCUGGUGGGAGCAAGCACAUCGAUGUGCAAGGAGAGUGGCAUUUGGGUGCCACUGUUUUCUGAUGACAUCUGCAUUCCUGUGUCCUGUGGGACCCCAGAAGCUCCAGAGCACGGAUUUGUGGUUGGCACUAAAUACAGUUAUCAAGAUGUGAUUCUUUAUAAAUGUGAUUCUGGCUAUGAACUGCAAGGUGAUACAGAACGGACUUGCCAAGGAGACAAGCUCUGGAGUGGCACAGCACCAGCGUGCAGAAGGAUAUCGUGUGGGCCCCCAGAGGUGAUAGAGAAUGGAUCUGUUCGGGGAGAGGAGUUCCUGUUUGGCAGUGAAGCUCUUUACAGCUGCGACCCUGGCUUUGAACUACAGGGACCGAGCCGAAGGAUUUGCCACGUUGACAGAAAGUGGAGCCCCUCCGCCCCUUCAUGCGCGAGAAUUACUUGUGGGCUGCAUCCCUCAGUAGACAAAGCAGAGGCCAUGCCUACAGGAAGCACAUAUAGAAGUAACGUGACCUUUGUGUGCAAGUCUGGAUACCAUCUUGUUGGGCCCCAGAAUAUCACGUGCCUUGCCAAUGGGAGCUGGAGUAAACCCUUGCCUUUGUGUGAAGAGACCAGAUGCAAAGUUCCAGUUUCCUUUCUGAAUGGGAAGGUGAUCUAUGAAAACAAUACACUUGGAAGUACUAUAGAGUAUUUCUGCAAGAGGGGGUACAGCUUGGAGGGGGAACCUGCAGCGGAGUGCACAAAGGAUGGAAGAUGGAGUAAUCCCUUGCCUCUCUGUAAACCAAACCCUUGUCCUGUGCCUUUCAUAAUCCCAGAAAACGCCCUGCUCUCUGAAAUGGAUUUUUAUGUUGGGCAGAACGUAUCCAUCAGGUGCAGGGAAGGCUACCAGCUGAAAGGGCAAUCUGUAAUCACCUGCAACGCUGAUGAAACUUGGACUCCAACAACAGCUAAGUGUGAAAAGAUAUCUUGCGGGCCCCCAGCUCACGCAGAGAACGCUCUGAUCCGUGGUAGCUUCUACCAGUAUGGGGACAUGGUUACCUACUCGUGCUACAGUGGGUAUAUGCUGGAAGGGCCCCUGCGGAGCAUUUGCCUAGAAAAUGGAACGUGGACAACACCCCCCACCUGCAAAGCUGUCUGUCGGUUCCCAUGUCAGAAUGGUGGAGUAUGUGAACGACCAAACGCGUGCUCAUGUCCAGAUGGCUGGAUGGGUCGUCUCUGUGAAGAGCCAAUAUGCAUCCUGCCAUGUCUCAACGGAGGUCACUGUGUGGCCCCUUACCAGUGUGACUGCUCCCCUGGAUGGACUGGAUCACGCUGCCAUAUCGCUGUUUGCCAGUCACCUUGCUUAAAUGGUGGGAAGUGCAUACGGCCAAAUCGAUGCUAUUGUCCCUCAUCAUGGACUGGACACGACUGCUCUAGGAAACGGAAGGCUGGAUUCUAUCCCUUUUAACAUCAGAGCAACGAUUUCACAUCCAGAAAUCUUUCUUCAGCCUAGGCACCAGGGCUUGGAAUCGAAUGCAUUGUAAAUCAAAUCCAUUACUUCCCUUCCCCCCGCCCAGCUCCAUUUUUUUUAUAUUUUGUUCUGUGAUAUAUUUUCCCUGAACCUUUCCAUUUUUAAAGAAAUCCUCUGUAUUUUUCAUUUACAAAAGUAUAUCACAUUUAUGCUGCUACACACACACCGUACACACAUACACUAUACAAAUGUAAACAUUCCUACUGCCCACUGAGGAAGUAGUUGCGUGCAGUGAAGUCCUUCCCAUUUCUUACCUACAGUCAGCUGAGUGAAACGUACUAUAUUGUCAGUCGUGAUCAAACAGAAGGUGGCAGUUCUGCUUACCAUCUGCCAAAGCACACUGCAGUCCAGCAGUUCGACUGUAAAGAGUUACUGAAGGCUAACUGAGCCACUAAUCUUUGCAUUGGGCCUCUUUCUGAACUCUUGUUGACCUACAGCAAGAGGUACAUCUGAUAAAGUCCGUUGUGUAACCGUAGUUUCAGAUAGACUUAGAAGAAGAAUCAGUAACGUUUACUAAGUGACACUAAUUUCACUGGAAGGUGGCUUAAUGAAAGGCAUUGGCAAGAAUUUUACCUGGGGUUUAUUGGUAAAAUACCCAAAAACGUGGAAGAGAUGACAGAACAGUGUGUCAUUCAGAGAACGACAGACCAAGCAUAACCGACAGCGGCCCUUGAGGCUUUUUGACUUGCCGGCAGUUUGGGGUUAGCUCUAUUGCUGGGUAAUGCAGGAGCCAGCAGUGGAAAACCGUCAGACCACUGAAACUGAUGCUUCGCAGUUACUACGGGAGUAACUACCACCUGCCUGUAACCCGCAUCCCUUCCCUGUGUACGAUAUGGCAUAAAUGUCUAGCAGCUGUCUGACAUUUGACGUGGGUUUAGGAUCCCAAAGAUUGGCCCCGAAAAAGGGGGAGAAGGCACCCCUUAGGUUUACCGGUGAAACUUUGCCAUUUCUUUACAGAGCGGUGGUAUUUACACUGUGCAGAACCCUCAGAAAACUGGAAAAGGCCUCUCCUGAGGGCACACACAGGCACAAACGUCCUGCUGAGUAAGGAGUGCGGAGAGCACAUGCAGCAGUCAGAUUUCUCUUUCUCACAAUGUUGAUCCAAAUUGCAUCUGAGAAUAACGCAUGCUUGAGCGCCCUCAUCAAGUCAUGCGCUAAUGAACCGAGGUACUAAGAUGUACCUACUGUUAAGCAAAAAUUAGAGGGUGGAAAUCACAUGCAUGUGUUGAGGACAAAUGUGUGGUAAUUAGCAUCAGUUAGCAAAGUCUGAUCUGUGAGGGUUGUUAGACUGAGAACCUGAGAGUCAUCCAUCAGAAGCUCCGUUCUUCCCAGUAGUAAUAGAAAAGCAUGAAUGGCAUGCAGCCCUAGGAAAGAAGCAGGAAAAAUAUAUUUAUCUUCUGCAGCCUUGCUGCUUAAUUACCUUUCAGUAAGGUAAUUAAGGUUCCGAGUGCACACACCAUGCCCCCUGCUUUAUAAAUUUACCUUCCUUGUAUAAGUGCAUGAACUUGGGCAGAACUGUCGUAUGACACAAAGAGGAGCUAAUAAUUAUGAGAAAAGGACACCAGGAAAUAUUCACACAUAACUGUUGGCUGUUAAUGCAAGACCAAAAAUGGAGAAGAAAAAGACAAAUGAAAUUGUGAGCCAGUAAGAGCUUUCAGUCAACAGCUAAUUUAAAAAAAAAGUAUAGAUCAAGAGUAUAAAUUGUUAAGCAACCAGCUUAAUUUGAAUGCAGAGUCCUUCAAGAAGUUAAAAAGAGUUAUCAUUUCAGCUCUCACAAACUGCUUUUUCCUAUAGUCAGCUAGCACAGAGCAACCAUCUUCUGACUCCGAGCUCCACAGCCAUUGAUGUUGACAGCGUUGAUUGAAGUGUUCAGUAAAGAAUAUCCAUGUUUCAACCCAUAGCCACCACCAUCUGUGGGCACUUUGUUCCUUGACCUCCUUGCUGCCAUAGGCAGUGUUUGAAUGGAAACUGCAAUGAGCAACGUGGGAGCCCUCAAGCGAAAGAGUACAAUGAUGGCAGAAGUAGAUCUUUCUUUGUAUGUCACUCUCAUGUUUUAAAAAGUAAAUGGUCCCUUUUCUAGUGUA
Struthio camelus australis is the source of this 12920-nucleotide messenger RNA. The record is from RefSeq and is a predicted model, not a curated record. NCBI's taxonomy places the organism in Eukaryota, Metazoa, Chordata, Aves, Struthioniformes, Struthionidae.